GUAAAUAAAUCAAUAUAAAGGUUAGGCCCAGGUUUGUUGCUUUGUCAGGUCUUUAAAGCCUAUUCGUUUGACAUUAAAAUGCUACUAGCCACAAGUAAAGAACCAAAUUUUAAAUAGACUGUUAGUGUGAAAUCCAAGAUUUGUUUCAUAGUGUUUGUGUAAUGCUGGCCUAAGUUGAAUAAGAAUUUUUAAUCAUGGCUGACAUUGAAGAUACCCAUUUUGAGACAGGAGACUCAGGUGCUUCUGUUACCUACCCAAUGCAAUGUUCGGCUCUUCGUAAAAAUGGAUUUGUUAUGCUCAAGGCACGACCCUGUAAAAUAGUUGAAAUGUCAACUUCAAAGACUGGUAAACACGGACACGCUAAGGUUCACUUGGUGGGCUUGGAUAUAUUUUCAGGGAAAAAAUAUGAAGAUAUUUGCCCUUCUACUCAUAACAUGGAUGUACCUUUUGUAAAACGUGAGGACUAUCAGCUAACAGACAUUUCUGAUGACGGCUACUUGUGUUUGAUGUCUGACAAUGGAGAUUUGCGUGAAGAUUUAAAGGUUCCAGAUGGCGACAUAGGUACUCAGCUCAAAGCAGAGUAUGAUGCUGGAAAAGAAUUGCUGUGCACAGUGUUGAAAGCCUGCGGUGAAGAGUGUGUGAUUGCAAUCAAAACCAAUACAGCUCUUGAUAAAUAAUGGCUGACAAACCCUGUGAAGAUGGAAAUGGCUGUUUUUAUAAGAGUGAGGUGAGGCUGGCGGAACUAAGCGGACAAUUAACAAUUAAGUUUACGGGUGGGAGGGGGGCUGUUAAAGUAUACACUAAUCAAAGUAUUUUCUUUUGGAUGUCAAAAAUUGUUGUAAUAUUUUCACAGGAGUUAUCUGUUAAUUUAUACUUAUUUUAUGGGGAGUGAUAUUUAAAGUAAACGAUUAAAGAUCGAUAAGUGUUGAGAGACUGAAAUUGCUUCAUCAUUUUUACCUUACACCUUUAGACCAUGGUUGUUAUAAGGAUUUUUAUGUAACAUUUGUAUGAGUAAAUCAAAAUGUUUUGUGUCAUUUAUUGUACAAAAUAAUUAAUACAAUAUUUUUGAAUGACAUGUACAUGAAUGCUUUAUAAAGGAAAUGGAUGGGUCUGUAUGUUUAUUAACUGCAAGGAAAGCUUAUUAGUUCCGGUUUAAUGAUAUUUAUUCUGAUAAUUUGAGGCGGCUAAAAUGGUUAUUAGGUUUGUUAAUUAAUAAGACAUGUAACAGAUUAUCAAGUGACUCUUGUGAGUAGUUAUAAUGUAUGUUAUCUGUGUGCAUUCCUAACUUGCUGUAUAACAUACAUGUUAAGUUGUUAUUUUACAUCUUGUGUUGAGUAUUGAAUGGGUUGGAUCAGAAAAUUAUUCUAUAAGUUAUAAUUAAUUAUUUAAUGUUUUUAUACUGAUUGUAUAAUUUUCAAGCUUGCUCACAUAAUAAAUGAAAUAGAUUGAUAAAAAUUGACACUUCUUAACAAAUUCUAAAUUUUUUCAUGUUGAAUUUAUUCUGUGUAAUCAUAAUCUGACUGUAUAUUAUGUAGCAGGCUAUUGCUUAAACUAGCCUAAACUAUACAAAUUUUCAAUGAACAUUGUUUUCAAGUUUACUUUACUGUAUUGUGAAAUACUAAAACAAUGUUCCACAACGCUUCUGACUAGUUAUUAUUAUUAAUAAAUGUUAUCAGUUGCUGUA
Molecule: messenger RNA, 1684 nt
Organism: Homalodisca vitripennis (glassy-winged sharpshooter)
Lineage: Eukaryota; Metazoa; Arthropoda; Insecta; Hemiptera; Cicadellidae
Gene: eEF5
Product: eukaryotic translation initiation factor 5A
Exons: 5
Coding region: 195-677 (160 amino acids)
Biological process (GO): positive regulation of translational termination; positive regulation of translational elongation
Molecular function (GO): translation elongation factor activity; ribosome binding; RNA binding
Source: RefSeq, a predicted model, not a curated record